AUGGCUCUCGCGAGCUUUUUACCGGCGCCCACCCAGCUUUCGCAAGACCAGCUAGAAGCGGAAGAUAGACUUCGUGCCCAGAAGUCAUACUCGACUGCCUUGGUUGCUUCCCGAAGAGAACCACCACCUUACGGUCACAGACAUGGAUGGGUGCCUCGCGCUCUGGAGGACUUUGGAGAUGGAGGAGCGUUUCCUGAGAUCCACGUGGCACAGUUUCCUCUGGAGAUGGGUCGGCAAAAGAAAACCUCUAAUGCUUUGACCAUGCAAGUGGAUGCAGAAGGAAAAAUAAAAUAUGAUGCAAUUGCAAGACAAGGACAGAGCAAGGAUAAGGUGAUCUUCAGUAAGUAUACAGAUCUACUUCCCAAAGAAGUCAUGAACGAUGACCCCCCAGAACUACAGAAGCCAGAUGAGGAAACUGUUGAAGAGCUGACAGAAAAGACUCGCGCUGCCCUCAGCAAGCAGGUGUCACAAAAGAUUGCUGCUGCCAUGCCUGUCCGUGCAGCAGACAAACAGGCCCCCGCACAGUACAUCAGAUAUACCCCGUCCCAGCAGGGAGUGGCUUUCAACUCCGGAGCAAAACAGCGUGUUAUCCGCAUGGUGGAAAUGCAGAAAGACCCCAUGGAACCACCACGUUUCAAAAUCAACAAGAAGAUUCCUCGUGGACCCCCGUCCCCACCGGCACCUGUCAUGCAUUCGCCAAGUAGAAAGAUGACAGUUAAGGAACAGCAGGAAUGGAAGAUUCCUCCAUGCAUCUCCAACUGGAAAAACGCAAAGGGUUACACCAUCCCUCUAGACAAGCGUUUGGCGGCUGACGGAAGGGGACUGCAAACAGUUCACAUCAACGAGAACUUCGCCAAGCUGGCUGAAGCGCUCUACAUCGCUGAUAGAAAAGCUAGAGAGGCAGUGGAGCUGAGAGCCCAAGUGGAAAAGAAGAUGGCCCAAAAGGAGAAAGAAAAGAAAGAGGAGAAACUCAGGGAAUUGGCCCAAAUGGCCCGAGAUCGCAGAGCGGGAAUCAAAAGCCAUGGCGACAAAGGCGGUGAAGACAGUGAAGCAAGGGAGCGUGAUGAGAUCCGCCACGACAGAAGGAAAGAGAGACAACACGACAGGAACAUUUCCAGGGCAGCUCCUGAUAAGAGAUCCAAGCUCCAAAGGGACCAGGAUAGAGAUAUUAGUGAACUUAUUGCCCUUGGUGUGCCCAACCCUCGUACCACUAGUGGAGCUCAGUUUGACCAGCGACUUUUCAACCAGAGUAAAGGAAUGGAUAGUGGCUUUGCUGGUGGUGAGGACGAGACAUACAAUGUGUAUGACCAGCCAUUCCGCGGCGGUAGAGACAUGGCCUCCAACAUCUACCGGCCCAGCAAAGCCAUUGACAAAGACGCUUACGCCGAUGACUUUGACACACUCAUGCAAAACAACAGGUUUGUUCCUGACAAAGAGUUCUCUGGCGCUGACCACGGGCAGAGGCGUGAGGGACCUGUCCAAUUUGAGGAGGACCCCUUCGGUCUGGACAAGUUCUUGGAGGAGGCUAAGCAGCACGGGGGCUCCAAAAGAGCAUCUACCAGCAGCCGCUCCAAGGACGACUACCACGACAAGAAGCGUAGAAAGGAGUGA
Nerophis lumbriciformis (worm pipefish) is the source of this 1611-nucleotide messenger RNA. The record is from RefSeq and is a predicted model, not a curated record. NCBI's taxonomy places the organism in Eukaryota, Metazoa, Chordata, Actinopteri, Syngnathiformes, Syngnathidae.